This is a messenger RNA of Pseudoliparis swirei, 905 nucleotides long. RefSeq lists its product as uncharacterized. NCBI's taxonomy places the organism in Eukaryota, Metazoa, Chordata, Actinopteri, Perciformes, Liparidae. The transcript is spliced from 2 exons. The record is from RefSeq and is a predicted model, not a curated record. The coding region runs from base 38 to 895 and encodes 285 amino acids.
CAAAAUUGCAAGGAAGGUCACCUUCUCAUCCGGCAGCAUGUCCUCGUAUGCAGUCAUGAAUGAAAACUGGAUGAUCCUUUCAUGGGUGAUGGUGCAGUCCGAGUCGGAGAAGUCCCUGCAGCCCUUGUACGAGGGACUGGCACAGCGCUACGGCACAGCAGGCAUCGACAAGGCUCUAUACCACUGGGUGGACAGGGAUUGCUGUGCAGCAUUCAAAGUGGCAGAAUCCCAUGCAGGAGAGCAUCUGAACUGGGAUUCUUGGCAAACAACUGAUGCCAUCGUUGCCCAGGCCACGUCUGGUAACCUGCUGAACACGUGUGCAUCGCGGUCCCAUUUCAAUGGGAACUUGAGCAUCAAGCUGGACUUGUUCCAUUGCAUGAGGAGGUUCCUGCGUGAGUGUGUGACGGAGCAUCAUGCACUCUAUAGCUCUUUUGCUCAGUUCCUGUCUGCAGCCUUUUCUGUGGUGGAUCAGGAAGACCUGCAGCAGCUUAAAGACGCCUAUGCCUUCUGUGGGAUUCAGCCUGCCAACCCAACCAAGCCACACAUCAGGGAGCACUGCAGGACCAGGAUCACAGAGCCCGAGGAGCUCGUCAAGCGAGUGGAGGGAGUGUUCCAGCAGUUUCACCUGGCCAGUGAUCCAAAUGGCGUUCCCCUCUUCAAGCCCUCUAUGCUGAAGGUGUGGCGGAUCCAGCGCGUGCACAUCCUGCGAGGUUGCCUGAGUGAUCCUGUGGUUGAAGGAGGGAUUCUGUAUCGGCGCGGAGGAUCAGUGCAGCUGAAUCACGUGCAGGGUGAAGGGGCCAGAGUUCCUGUGUGGAUCCCCAUCAGAGGCACAUCCCAGCAGGAGGGAUAUCACUUCCACCAGGCUCAGUGGGUGACUGGAACACGAGUUUCCUGAGCUGUUUCAA